Messenger RNA from Humulus lupulus (European hop), 1059 nucleotides. RefSeq names its product beta-galactosidase 9-like. The transcript is spliced from 2 exons. Gene Ontology annotation, biological process: carbohydrate metabolic process. Gene Ontology annotation, cellular component: vacuole; cell wall. Bases 662 to 1054 code for a protein of 130 amino acids. The record is from RefSeq and is a predicted model, not a curated record. Gene Ontology annotation, molecular function: beta-galactosidase activity. Lineage: Eukaryota; Viridiplantae; Streptophyta; Magnoliopsida; Rosales; Cannabaceae.
GAUUUUUCUUGGCUUGUUGUAAAGUUAAAUGAUUCACGUUAUAGUUGAGAGAGUUGUGGCCUCUGCCCACCAUAUGUUUGUAAUAAUGCUCUAAUGAUAUUUAGGAAAACAUGGUAUAAGAUGUUAGGUUCUUUUUUUUUUUUUUUUUGUAAUAGCAAAAUCAUUGCUAGUUAUGCUUUGAACAAUUUUCAUGUGAGGACCUUAGAAUUGAGUAGAAGGGACAAAUGGAAGGAGUGGUCAUUGAUUGAAUGAUGAUUGAAAGUAUUUUGCUGGCAUGUAAAGGGUUGAAAAGUAUUUACUUGGUAAAAGAAACUCAUGGUUACAUUAUGAGAAGAGGAUUAUAUGAUCAAGUGCUUCAAAAUGCAUUUGUCAAUGUCUAUGGAGAGUGUGACGUUCUACAUAGAGUACCCAAACUGGCUGAAAAUUGGGAUGGAUGGUAAGCUAAUAUCUUAUAAGAUGUCAUUAUUAUUUUUUCCUUUUAUGGCUGUUAAAACUGUGUGACACCCCUUCUUGUAUUGUUUUGCUUUUGCCAAACAAACUCCUUAUUUCUGUUUAUGUUUUAUUUGUAUUUUUUGUUUAUCUAUUUGAGGAAGGAGUGAUUUCCAUAUAAAUAUUCUAAAUUGGAAGGAAUAUAAGUGCAAAAAUACUUAGAUUAUAAAGCAUGUUUUGUCAUUGUGUAGGCUUACUGAGUGAGCCUAAAUGGGGACAUCUAAAGGAUCUGCAUGCUGCUAUAAAGCUCUGUGAACCUUCUCUGGUUGCUGCUGAUUCACCCCAAUAUAUUAAAUUAGGACCAAAGCAGGAGGCCCAUGUAUACAGUGAAAAUGUGCUUGGUGAAGACCUAAAUUUCAGUUUGAACCAAACUAAAAGCAGAUGCUCUACUUUUCUUGCAAAUAUCGACGAAUAUAGCUCUGUUACUGUAACAUUCCUUGGUCAAAAAUAUAAUUUACCACCUUGGUCAGUUAGUAUUUUACCAGAUUGCAGAAAUACAAUGUUCAACUCUGCAAAGGUAGGUGUUUCUAUUCCUGUGCAUUGGCUAUUAAUGAAUGGGCAUUAACCAUU